UGAUGUUUUCUUGUCGUAUGUGGCGUCUUGUAUUUAUCUUUCUUUUUAAUAUAUAGUAUUGCAUUUAUUUCCAGUUUUUAUUUAAUUAUAAGUAUAAUUUAGAAGGUUAGGUGUGUAUCUUAUUAAUAUAAAUAAAUAAUAGAAGAUUUGUGUGUGAUUUAAUUUUUCUAAUAGUAAAAUGGAGAGGAACAAUAUGAGAUCAAACUAUGUGAACAGUGGACCCAGAUCACUGCCUCAUAUGGGCAAGCGUCACAAUGGUAACAGUCACAAUGGAUCACGUUUGAGUCCACCCGCACAGACAAACAAUCACAGUAACAACCAACAAGAUGAUAUCAUUAACUACAUAUUUGAAUCUUGGAACAAGGUGUCACGCGAGAUGGAAAGGGGCAGCGAGGAUGCGAGAUACUACCAGGAAGUAAUGCCCAGGCAGAUGGCAAAUUUCCGACCAUUCAACUUAGAGGAGUGGUGGGGUCGGAGAUUCAUUCAAAGCAUAAAUCGCAAGCACCGUUCUUAGUCAACAUUAUGGCGUGUUGUAUCUCAUGGCAGGAUAUUGUUUUCUCCUAAGAUCGGAUGCAUGAUUUUGUUUUGUAUCUAUUUUUUUAUUUUUAUGUAAUAGUAUUAUAAAUUUUUUUUUCUUCUUCAUGAAAGUAAAAUUUUAAAUAUUAACGAAGUGUUUAAGAGUAUAGAGUGAAAUGUUAAAUGUAAGUCUCAUAUAAUCCAGAGUUGAAUUCCAGUAAAAAACAAUUAUAAUAAUCACUUAGGAAACUUUGUAGUUUUAAUACCUUGUAACCAUUUUUGUAUUUAAAUAAAUAUACUAUUAAAAAUAAUCUUUCAAAUUAUAAUAAUAAGGAUUCAAUGGACAUAUGCUCUAUGUGACUUUACAAGUUUGUUCUCUGUUUGAAUUUUCAGUGCAUGAUAUCCUGAAAGUUAUUUAAUUCCAUUAAAACCUCCUUGUAUAUAUAUGAUAUUAAUGCUACACUGAUAUAUUAAUAUAAUGACUUGAUAUUUUUAUUUUAUUUAAAAAAAUAUCUGUGUAUUAUAUAUAUUGAUAUAAACAUAUAUAUGUAUGUAUUUUUCAUAGCGUCUAGAAAACUCCCCACACAUCUUUAAACAUGGCAUUUAAAUGUUGCAGUUACACAGUUUUAAAACAGAGAUUAUUUAAUUAUGAUUAUUUUUUAUAUAAGUUAGUGUGAAUGUAUAAUUUUAAUUGUAAUUUUAGGAAAUGUUUUGUCACUAUUAAGUAUCAAGUAGAUGUUUUUUUCAACCUGUUUUUUUUUUUUUCACUUUUCUUGUAUGUAUAUUGAGAUGGUUUUCAAGUAAUAAGUAUUUAUUGGAACAACUGCAAUAAAACGACAUCACAUAUAAAAUAUAUUCAUAAUCUCUGUCUAUGAAUUUAAUAUCUUAGUAUAUCAAUGUUAGUUUGGAGUCACGUUGAAGCAAUAAGACUAUAAUUUUUAUAUGUAGAUUGUGCCUUGUAAAAGCAAACAUCAUUUCUUUGAAGGUAGUUAACAUUUGUGUACUUAUCCGAUUAUUGUUAUAUUUAAUAUGAAUUAUUGUUAAUGUGACAUUCCAUUAAUCGUCUCGUACUUAGCGUUUCAGACUGUAUAUAUUAUAAAAAGCGACAGAACAACAAAUCAUGGAUUUAAUAAACAUUUUUUUAAAUAUUU
Messenger RNA from Danaus plexippus (monarch butterfly), 1667 nucleotides. RefSeq lists its product as uncharacterized. The record is from RefSeq and is a predicted model, not a curated record. Lineage: Eukaryota; Metazoa; Arthropoda; Insecta; Lepidoptera; Nymphalidae. The transcript has 3 exons. Bases 179 to 514 code for a protein of 111 amino acids.